UGCAUCAUUCACAUUCAUUCAUUAAAACCCGACGUUCGUCGCCGCUGAGGUCAGUUGGUAGUACAUGUCGUGCGAUCGUGCUAUGCGGUUAUAUUAAUCGGCUUAAAUAACAGUUAUUCGUUAUGUGCUAUCUGAUAUAAGAAUUAAGUGAUAAAAGAAAAAUACAAAUGAAAUCACUAGGAUGACAGAAAAGACAGUGGUUAAGUUCGAGGAGGCUGAGAGGAGAAAGGGCGUCAUAAUAGGGACAGUUGGCUUGACUUGUGCCGUGCUAGGAUGGCUGGCGCGAAAUACUCCAGCUCUUGUCGGCGCUGUUGGCCUAGUAGCUACAUAUUUGAUGACAGGCGACAGAUACCAGUGGAUCUACAUUUGGAAGAAAACCUGUAAAAGGGACUGGCUCGGUUUUCGAGUUCUUUUAAAAACAAUAGUGAGGAUAUGGAUCUGGGAGCGCAACGGUACCACGGUGGUCAGCAGGUGGGCAGAGAUUGCCAAGAAGUCGCCCAACAAGAAGGCUUUCGUUAUGGGCGACAGAUCUUUGACUUUCCGCGAGGGCGAUGAAUUCAGCAACCGUAUAGCGUGGUACUUUAAAAGGCAAGGAUUCAAGAACGGUGAAGUGAUAGCUCUGUUUAUGGAGACUCAGCCAGAGUACGUGUUCGUGUGGUUGGGUCUUGCCAAGCUGAGGGUCACCACGGCUCUCAUCAACACAAACCUUCGGGGAGCACAGCUGAUACACUGUUUGAGAAUAGCUGGAUGCAAGGCUGUCAUAUUCGGGAUGAGAUGGUCGAAGGUGAGUGAUUAUGCUAUUACAGAGAUACAACAUGAAAUCAGAGACAUACCUCUCUUCCAAUAUAACUCACCGGAGCGCAGCACAAGCUCAGUACUGCAGGAUACGGCGCCUCUCGCCUCCGAGCUGAAGGAAAUGUCCUCAGAACCCUUCCAGGACGCAGUGCAAGCGAAACCGAGGGACACAUUGUUGUAUAUUUACACGAGCGGGACCACUGGGUUCCCAAAAGCUGCUAUUAUUACUAAUAUCAGAUAUCUGCUGAUCCCACUAGGAGUGUAUAACUCGGCGCAGCUAAAUUCGAGCGACGUGAUAUACGACCCGUUGCCAUUACACCACACAGCUGGUGGGGUGCUGGGGGCUGGACAGGCGGUGAUACUCGGGUGUACAGUGGCACUGAGGAAGAAGUUCUCCGCCUCAAACUACUGGAGCGACGCUGCGAAGCAUGGAUGCACGGCUGCCCAAUAUAUAGGCGAGAUUUGCCGCUACCUCCUAGCUGUACCUCCUGGUCCGAAUGACCGGGCGCACAGGGUAAAAGUAAUGGUGGGGAAUGGACUAAGGCCGCAUAUUUGGGAGGAGUUCAUACAAAGGUUCAACAUACAGAGGGUAAUGGAGUUUUAUGGAGCCACCGAGGGAAAUAGUAAUCUCGUGAACUUGGACUCGAAGGUCGGUGCCAUUGGCUUCCUGAGUCGAUUGGUGUCAUCAAUUUACCCACUCAUUCUAGUCAAAUGUGAUGAAAUUACCGGAGAUAUUUACAGAGACAGCAAUGGAAGAUGCAUAAGCUGUGGUCCGCACGAACCAGGCGUACUCUUAGGAAAAAUAGACGCAAAGAAAGCAAUCCUAACGUUCUCCGGAUACGCAGACAAGACUGCGUCCGAGAAGAAGAUGGUGAGAAACGUGAAGGAGGAAGGCGACUGCUACUUCAACACUGGUGAUAUACUGGUCAUGGAUCACUAUGGCUAUUUUUACUUCAAAGACCGCACUGGUGAUACGUUCAGAUGGCGUGGCGAAAAUGUGUCUACAGCGGAGGUGGAGGGUGUGAUCAGUUCUAUAGUGGGCUUGAAGGAUUCCGUUGUUUAUGGUGUUGCGAUACCAAACGUGGAAGGCAAAGCUGGGAUGGUAGCUAUCGCUGAUCCUGAGAAGAAAUUAAACUUAACAGCUCUAGCGAAAGGUCUAAGAUCGUCAUUGCCCGCCUACGCUAGGCCGCUGUUCGUCAGAAUACUACCUGAACCACCAUUGACAGCGACCUUCAAGUUGAGGAAGAAGGAAUUAGUUGAACAAAGCUUCAACAUAACUCUUUUCGAUGAUCCCACCUACUUUUUAGACCAAAAGACAAUGGAGUACGUUCCAUUGACUCAAAAAUUAUAUGACGAUAUCAACCAGGGUGUUGUCAGGCUGUGAUGGAAUUAUUAGUGGUGAUGGAGAUUGUUCCAAAUUGUAUAAUAUUAAAUCGAGCGUUUUUAAGAGGUGACCUGAUCCUGUUUUUAGGUAAUUAAUUAUUAUAAACUGUGACCCCACUUAGAUAGAGUUGACAGUAGCACUAGAGAAUUUCUGUUGGAAAAGAGCUUAUGUUGUAGGUACCUACUCUCUUAUUUUUUUAUUUUAUUUCAAUUAGAUUGUAGUCUGGAAUAAUCAACUAGAAUCCAGAGACGAAAUAUUAAAAAAAAAAUCCACGUUCACAGAUAAUACUUUCCUUAUCAUAUAGAAGGUACUAGGAUAACAGAAGCUUAUUGAGGAUGGUUCGUUCAUUUGAAAUAAAAAUUGAAAUUUAAUCUGGAAUUUUGUUUUCUCUAUACUCUGUUUUAUUUGUUUACUUACAAUUUGAUUACUUUUGUGUUUUAUGUGCAUUCCGAAUUUAUUGAAAGCGUAGUUUUACAGAAAAGAAGGAUAAUAAGCUGUACUUGUCUUUAUUACACCAUAAAUAGUUACAUUUGGAAAAAAAAAAACAUAAAUAGAAGUAUUUAAACGAACUUAGGUAUGUACGUAUGUAAACAUGAAUUAAAAAUACUUUGUACAAAAAUCAACAUUUAAACAUGAAAUAAUAGCAAAGAGUGGGGUUUAGAUAAAUAUAUAGUAUAUAAGUAAUAUAUUAUUUAAUUUUAGAGAACCAUGUGAUAUUAUUUACUUGAAUGUCUGUAAUUUUUUUGGUAAAUAAAAUAUGGAUUUAUAUAAAAA
Messenger RNA from Galleria mellonella (greater wax moth), 2953 nucleotides. It is a transcript of the gene Fatp3, whose product is annotated as long-chain fatty acid transport protein 1. The transcript has 12 exons. Gene Ontology annotation, cellular component: endoplasmic reticulum. The record is from RefSeq and is a predicted model, not a curated record. Gene Ontology annotation, molecular function: long-chain fatty acid transmembrane transporter activity; long-chain fatty acid-CoA ligase activity. Gene Ontology annotation, biological process: triglyceride homeostasis. NCBI's taxonomy places the organism in Eukaryota, Metazoa, Arthropoda, Insecta, Lepidoptera, Pyralidae. The coding region runs from base 182 to 2179 and encodes 665 amino acids.